Arachis duranensis is the source of this 1124-nucleotide messenger RNA. RefSeq lists its product as uncharacterized. The record is from RefSeq and is a predicted model, not a curated record. Lineage: Eukaryota; Viridiplantae; Streptophyta; Magnoliopsida; Fabales; Fabaceae. Bases 105 to 1124 code for a protein of 339 amino acids. The transcript has 3 exons.
CGUGCUCAGAGUUGCUUCCGGUUCUUUGAAAUCAAGUUAUACAGGAGUUAUUCUAGGUUCCAUUCCAUCUGCCCCUCAGUAGAUCUUAGUCAUUUUGGUGGAAGAUGCCACCUAAGAAAAGACGUGGUGGAGCUGUUAAUACUUCUGAUACUGCUGAAUCUAAUAGGGCAGUUUCUCUGCCACUUGGAGCGCUUCGACAAAGGCCAAGGAGCCAAAGGAUAGCUGAUAGGCGCGAAGGAGAGAACCCCGCAGUAAGAGAGGCUCAACCAGACUUAGCGGCUGAAUUAAGGGGAAUGAAUCAAACCCUUAAUGCGGUAUUACAGGUCCUAACAAAUCAAAAUAGGGGCAGAGCAGGAAUUCCUAGUAUGCCAAAUUCUCAGCCUCAUAGAGUUCAUCAAUUGUUUGGGGAUCAAGAGCCGCCAAUUGAAAAGUAUUUGAAGUUGAAUUCGUCCACUUUCAAUGGAGAUUCAUUAGAUGAAGAUCCACAACAAUAUCUAGAGGAUGCGAAGAAAGCAAUUCGAGCUCUCAGGUGCACCAAGGAAUGGGUUGUUGAGUUAGUAUCCUACAACUUACGUGGUUCAGCAAGGUAUUGGUAUGAGUCUCUUCUUGAGAGCAAAGAAGCAGCUGGACUUCCUCCUCCUUCUUGGGAAGAGUUCACUGAAGAGUUUCUUACUCGAUUUUAUCCAGCUAACAAGCAAGCAGAAGAUGCAAUUGCCUUUGAAAGAUUAAGGCAAGAGAAUAUGACAGUGACUGAGUAUACUAAGGAGUUUACUAGACUUUCUAAGAGUGCUCCAUACUUGGUAAAUUCAGAAGAGAUGAAAGUACGCCGGUUCGUUCGUGGGUUGGUAGAACCUAUGUUCACCACUCUUAUGCCUGAAGUCGGAUGCAUGUCUUUUAAGGAUGUCCUAAACUCUGCUUAUGGGAUUGAAGCUGGGAUAGCAGAGAGAAAUGCUUUUAAGGAUAUUGGUAAGAAGCCUAAGAUGAAGGAACAGUUUUCUGGUGGAGCUAGUUUAGGAGGAUUUCAGUCUCAUCAUGUCAGACUAAUCAGCAAGGUUAUUCGGGGUAUCGAGCUCGUCCUCAAGCAUCUUUUGGUGGGGUUGCUUCUUCUGGAUCUGCUCCCAUGA